Pleuronectes platessa (European plaice) is the source of this 1323-nucleotide messenger RNA. RefSeq names its product mitochondrial ribosomal protein S2 (gene mrps2). Gene Ontology annotation, biological process: translation. Lineage: Eukaryota; Metazoa; Chordata; Actinopteri; Pleuronectiformes; Pleuronectidae. Gene Ontology annotation, molecular function: structural constituent of ribosome. The coding region runs from base 233 to 1042 and encodes 269 amino acids. The record is from RefSeq and is a predicted model, not a curated record. Gene Ontology annotation, cellular component: mitochondrial small ribosomal subunit; ribosome. The transcript has 4 exons.
AGUAGAUAAUCAUAGAAUAAAAAAAAAUGUUUUGUUAAAUAAUCCACUACAUUGUUUUAAACUAGGUUGAUUAAUUAAAACAAAAGUAGUUUUCAUUAAAAAAUUUAAAAAAUGCUCCACUCCCAAACAGUAGGCGGCGGUACUUCAUUUUAACGAUGAUUGACUUCCUCCGUAAACCGGAAAAGAUAAAGACAGAGAAUCUGACCUUCCGCGGUAGGUUACUCCUGCAAGCAUGGCUGCCCGAGCACUGACCAAAGGACUGUUGGGGCUGCGGCAGCUGCGAGCUGUUACCACCGGAUACUCGUGUGGUGGACACCAAUAUGCUACCGCUACGUCCGCUAAACCUCUUCAACCUGCACACGACGACGUGUCAGAAAAGGUCCUGAGCCUGCCUCUGGACAAACCGGACUUUUUCCGUGUGGCUGAGCUCUUCUCGGUGAAAGACCUGUUCGACGCCAGAGUUCAUCUCGGACAUAAGCAAGGCUGCAGGCACAGACUUAUGGAGCCCUACCUGUACGGCUGCCGCUUGGACCAAGAUAUAAUCGAUCUUGACCAGACUGUGGAUCACCUUCAGCAAGCCCUGAACUUCACUGCCCACGUUGCGUACCGUGGCGGCGUCAUCCUGUUCGUCAGCCGCCGCCGUCAGUUCGGCCACCUGGUGGAGAGCACCGCUCAAGAGUGCGGGGAAUACGCCCACACGCGGUACUGGCAGGGGGGGCUCCUCACCAACGCCCCCAUCCAGUACGGCCCAGGCGUCCGCUUGCCAGACCUCAUCGUCUUCCUGUCCACCCUCAACAACGUGUUCCAGCAGCACGUGGGCAUCAGAGACGCAGCGAAGAUGAACAUUCCCACAGUGGGUGUGGUGGACUCGAACUGUAACCCCUGCCUCAUCACCUACCCCGUGCCUGGGAAUGACGACACUCUGGCUGCCAUGGAGCUGUACUGUCGCUUAUUCAAGAUGACCAUCAGCCGCGCCAAAGACAAAAGGCGGCAGAUGGAGCUGGUCCACGGCCUCACUGCUCCCUCCACGCCAAGCUCAUGACAUAUCUCCUGAUACAAGAGACAUUAAUUCAUGUGUAUUAAUGAGUUCAGACUGGCUGCUGCUCCCAUUCAUCAGCUAUAUUUAGAAAAGCUCUGAUGUUGGUGUAUGGGGCCUAGUUGAAUUAGCCAGUGCUGUCUUUGUAUAAAGACUGAAGUUGUGUAAAUGCAUCUUGUUUCCGUUUCAUGGGCGUCUCGUCGUAACUCAACAUUUUCCCCAUACCAGACCUGUAAGAGAGGAGGGUUGCAGAUGACUUGUGAAGGUAUAAAUUAUGUUGUGCAUCA